Salvelinus sp. IW2-2015 is the source of this 2919-nucleotide messenger RNA. RefSeq names its product protocadherin-18. Gene Ontology annotation, cellular component: plasma membrane. The record is from RefSeq and is a predicted model, not a curated record. Gene Ontology annotation, biological process: homophilic cell-cell adhesion. Lineage: Eukaryota; Metazoa; Chordata; Actinopteri; Salmoniformes; Salmonidae. Gene Ontology annotation, molecular function: calcium ion binding.
CGCAACAGAUUUGUAUGCGUGGAAGGGAUCUUAGUAACUCACUCUCAGUUUUAAUGUUGUGUUUUCCAGUAGAAAUGACUGCGGAACGCAACCUGCUGUUUGUAAUGCUCCAACGUGUUUAAAUGGGGAUAUCUAGCCUUUGAAGAAUGCGCUGAAAUUAGCCUAAUGACUGUCGUCGGGACGCGGUGGAUCGUUAAGUUCAUUAGGCGACAAUAACGGAAUCAGGACUGGCUGCGUAAAGGAGCUAUUUUGGAAUUACUUUCAGAAUCACCCAAAGGGAUUACUUCAAAGAUGGAACCUGGUAAAAUAAUCUGUCUAUUUUAUAUCCGAAUAUGGAUACUUCUCGCCGUUAUGGCACUGACCACGCAAKACGRCAAAGGUAAAACAUUAAAAUAUCAAGUUUACGAGGAACAGAAGGUGGGGACUGUUAUUGCACGGCUUAAAGAUGACGUGGCUGAUGUUUUGGUCAAACUUCCAAGUUCUGUGUCUUUGCGCUUCCGAGCCAUGCAGAGAGGAAGCACGUCUUUCCUAUCCGUGCGCGAGCAGGACGGAGAGAUCAGCAUCCGUUCCAAAAUAGACCGAGAGAAGCUAUGCGAGAAGAACCUCAACUGUUCCAUUGAAUUCGACGUUCUGACUCUUCCGACAGAACACCUGCAGCUCUUCCACGUUGAGGUGGAAGUGUUGGACAUUAAUGAUAACGCGCCCCAGUUCGCCCGCGCCGUAAUCCCCAUCGAGAUCUCCGAGAGCGCGGCAGUGGGGGCGCGCAUUCCCCUGGACAGCGCGAGUGACCCCGACGUCGGGGAGAACUGCCUCGAUACUUACUCCCUCGAGCCCAACAACUACUUCAAGAUUGACAUUCAGAGCAGAACGGACGGGGCUAAGUACUCAGAGUUGGUGGUGCUUAGGGAGCUCGACAGGGAGCUGCAGCCGGGUUAUGAACUUCAGCUGACGGCCUCCGAUAAGGGCGUUCCCCCUAAAACCGGUUCUACUCUCCUCAGAAUUACCGUGGCAGAUUCAAACGACAACAGUCCUAUUUUCGAACAGUCUUCAUAUGUGAUUCAUCUAUUGGAGAAUUCACCUGUUGGAUCUCUUCUUAUUGAUCUGAAUGCGACUGAUGCAGACGACGGAACCAACGCCAAAAUCAUCUACUCCUUUAGCAGUCACGUGUCCCCGAAAAUCGUGGAAACGUUCAAGAUCAACUCGGAUAACGGCCACCUGACGCUCAUGAAGCGCGUGGACUUUGAAAGCGCAACAUCAUAUGACAUCGUUGUCCAAGCCCAGGAUAUGGGCCCCAACUCCAUGCCAGCACACUGCACGAUCCUCAUCAAGGUAGUGGACAUAAACGACAACAAACCAGACAUCAGCAUCAAUCUCAUGUCCCAAGGGGACAGAGGCAAAGAGGACUCGGCCUAUAUCUCCGAGGCCGCUCCAUUGGAUUCCUUCGUGGCCUUAGUAAGAGUGGAGGACCUAGAUUCCGCUCUCAAUGGAGAGGUUGUGUGUAAACUCCAUGGCCAGGGGAGUUUUAAACUACAGAAGACCUACGAGAACAACUACAUGAUCCUCACUAACGUCUCGCUGGAUCGGGAGAAGAGGUCAGAGUUCAGCUUGACGGUCAUCGCCGAGGACCGCGGCACGCCCAGCCUCUCGACCAUCAAGCACUUCACCGUGCACGUGCUGGAUGAAAACGACAACGCUCCGCGCUUCCAGAAGGGACGCUAUGAGGUCUUCAGAUCAGAGAACAACGCCCCUGGCGCCUACCUGACGUCGUUAUUGGCAACCGACCCCGACCUGGACGCCAACAGCCAGGUGAGCUACUUCCUGGUGGAGAACACCAUUCACGGGAGCUCUAUCUCCACCUUUGUCACCAUCGACCCGUCCAACGGCGCUGUUUACGCCCUCCGCACGUUCGACCGCGAGGACYUCAGCCGGAUAUCCUUCGUAGUCCAGGCCAAGGACGCCGGGGAACCCUCGUUGCUGAGCAACGCCACCGUCGUCCUGACAAUCCUGGACGAAAACGACAACCCGCCGGUCAUCGUGGUUCCGCAGCUCUGGAACCUCACGGCCGACGUCCCAAUCUCCAAGUACACCGAGGCCGGUAGCCUGGUUACGGUCGUCAGGGCGACCGACCGAGACACGGGCGUCAACGCAGAACUCGCGUGUUCAAUCACUGCUGGCAACGAGGAAGGCUUCUUCUCUAUGGAUCCUAGAACGUGCGAGAUCAGCGCCAACGUUAGCCUCGACACGUUUCCCCGCGAGUUUGCGGAGCUCACCGUCCUGGUCAGUGACCACGGUUCGUCGCCCCAGACCACCAAGGCCGUCCUAAAGAUCAGCCUCUAUGAGAACARGGAGGGCCACGUGCAGGUGCUGGACCAGGGGGAGACGCCGCUCGACGCCUCCCUCAUCAUCAUCGUGUCCCUGGGGGCCAUCUGCACUCUGCUCCUAGUCAUCAUGGUCAUGUUCGCUGCCCGCUGCAACCGAGAAAAGAAGGAUACCAGGAACUCGUACAACUGCAGGCUGGCAGAGACCAACCACCUGACCCACCCUAAGAAACCGUCACGGCAGAUCCACAAGGGUGACAUCACACUUGUUCCCACGGUGAAUGGGACUCUACCAAUCAGAGCGCACCACCGCUCACCCUCGGCCACGCCCCCCAUGGACCGGGCUCCAAUGGGAAGCCGGCAGAGCCACCACAGCCACCAAUCACUGAAUAGCCUGGUGACGAUAUCGUCCAAUCAUAUCCCGGAGAGCUUCGCCCUGGAGUUGGCCCACGCUACGCCACCCGUUGAGCAAGUCUCACAGCUUCUGUCCAUGCUCCAUCAGGGCCAGUACCAGCCUAGACCCUGUUUCCGUGGCAACAAAUACUCCAGAAGCUACAGGUAAACAAAGCAUUCCCCCCAAAAUAUUUGAACGUUUUGCUCU